Molecule: messenger RNA, 2340 nt
Organism: Budorcas taxicolor (takin)
Lineage: Eukaryota; Metazoa; Chordata; Mammalia; Artiodactyla; Bovidae
Gene: LINS1
Product: lines homolog 1
Exons: 7
Coding region: 1-2340 (779 amino acids)
Source: RefSeq, a predicted model, not a curated record
AUGCGGUUGCUAAGAAACACUAUAUACCGAACAGGACCUCUGCGCAUGCGGGAGGAGGCAGCGCCUUGUACUUUCUGUGAACUACGGUGGCCCGGAAGGGGCUGGCGCUUGCUCGAACGGCAAUGCGGAGGCGGCGUGGCUUGGGGUGGAUCUCCAGCAGCAUUUUCAGAUCAAGGUUGUUCUACAACCACCUCCUCAGACUGCUCAAACGCCCUUGAUGUUCAGGACAAGCAGGAGCCAUCCUCUGUCAGUUUGCCUACCUUUUCUGUAGCACCUGUGUGUUUGCAGAGACAUUCUCAGAUGAGCAGUACUGGAGAAAUAAUGCUCCUUCAGUUAACAGUGAUCAAAGUGAUGAUAACCCGAAUAUUGUCUGUGGAAACUGAAUUCCAUGCAAAGGAGAAAUACAGAGAUAUAAUUAAAAUUCUUUUAAAAUCAUCUGACAUCGAAUCUCAAUUGACCUGUAUGUUCCAAAACUCGGAAAAAUUGUUAUCUCACAUGGCUGCAAAGUGCCUUGCACUAAUUCUGUAUUUCCAACUGAAGGAAAAGAUAACAUUGAGUAAUUCCUGGAUUUCUUUUUGCCAAAAAAAUAUUUCUGAAUAUUCUGAAAGUAAUAAAGUAGUAUACUGCCUCUGGAUACUUACCUUUGUAAUUAAAGAAAUCUUUAAAGAUACAUCUUCACAAAAAACAGAAAUUCUAAAACAGUUCCUGACUCCUUUUGACACUCUUUUUGAAGUCUUUUACAAUUCCUUAUUUUCUCAGCAUUUUGAAAACCACCAAGGUGCUUCUAAUAAACUAAUAAACAGUUUGAUAUGUUUCCUGGAAUUGCUUGAACUUCUUAUAGCCUCUAGAAUCUACCUGAAGUUACAUUUCACUUGCCAGAGGAUUUUAUUUUUGAAACCUUCUUGUGUGUUUGAUGUUAUUACCUGGCCUGUUCAGGCUUUUGUCAAAAGGAAGUUGAUCGUCUUCAUCAAAAAGUGCCUUCUGUGCAAAGUGGGUGAAGACCUUUGUCGGGGAUCUGUCGCUGUCUUCAUGCCACCAGAUAAUCCUUUGGAUGUGGACCUGUUGGCUUUGGCCAGUGCUGUUCUGCAAGCUGUGGAUUUGGGCUUGUUGAGGAUGCUGUCUGUUCGUGGAAAACAUUCCUGCUUUGGAGGUGGUGAAGUCCUAGCUGGAUAUGAGCAUGCCCCUGGUCCAGAUCAUGUGAUUCUUAGAGCAUUGAGCUUACUUAUCAUAAGAUCCUUAGAAAUCAAGUUUCAAAAUUGUGCUUCAGCUAAUGAAAUGAAAGUUGAUUACCAGAGGUUCAUGUCUGAGUUGCUGACCUUCUUAAAGCCUCACCUUCAGCCCUCUCUGCAAUCACACAAUCUCUGUGAGUGGUUGUCUAGGGUCUUCAUAGAACAAGAUGAUGACAUGCUGGAGGCUGCCAAAGCAUUGCUGGGCAUCUACCUGAAGUUGACCAGAGAAUGUGAAGCUACUGAAAGCUUGACCCAAGAAACAGAAAUGUGGAGCCAUCACACACAUGAAAAUGGCUAUAAUCCACACUGUAUUUUUUUAUUUUUAUUAAAAAAUAUAGGAUUUGAUUCUACUGUUCUUCUUGAUUUUUUGAUUUCAUCAGAAACUUGUUUUCUUGAAUAUUUUGUUAUAUACUUAAAAUUAUUGCAAAAAGACUGGGAUAAUUUUUUCACCAUUUGCAAAUAUUUUGAUGUAACUGAAUCUAAAGAUAACAUACAUAUUUGUUGUUGUACCUCCUCACUUGUCCAAGAUAGAAACAGCAACUCAACAGAAGCUAGUCCUUUGGCUGUUCUUGGUAGUCACACAAAUGCUCAUUCUUGGGUCUCCUGGACUUCUGCUGCUUUUUCUGAACCACUGAACCAUGGUGUAACGUUGGAGAAGGCCCACACCAAGCUCCAGGCUAAUUGUCUUUCUACCCCAGGAGCUCCUCAAAGUCUGGUAGAUUAUGACAGCUCUGAUGAUUCUGAAGAAGGAUCCACAAGCCUGUGUUUAGUAAACAGUAGACUAACAUCUUCACACCAAGAAGCAACGAAGAAAACUCAGGACACAUUUGGAGUAAGUGGGGAUAAAAAAGAACUUAGCCCAGAGUCUCAGUCAAGGCCUCUGGUUACUGAAGAAUCUAAUACCCGGUUCUCUGUUUAUUGUGAUGGAGCCCCAAAUAACACUGCUUCUGAAGUGGGAAUGUCUUACAGAACAGUAAAGUGCUUUGAAGAGCUACAAGGUGCCAUUUACCGUUUGCAGAAGAAAAGUCUGUUCCCAUAUAAUCCAACAGCACUUCUGAAGUUGUUAAAACAUAUUGAGACAAUAUAUAAUAAAAGUAUGACCCCUUUGUAA